AAUCAUUUGGCUUGAUUGUUCAUUCAACUAAUGCUUUUUUUUCUUCAAUUGGUAUAUAAUAUACACAGAAUCUUUGAUUUUUUUUAAUAAGGAAUAGAAAAUUUCAAGAAGUGAUCCUUUUUCAUGGUUCUCAAGUGAUGCUUGUUGUCUCCAACCUCUUUACAUCUUUGUAUUCCCUUUUGGAAUCCCCUCUGCGGGGGUGGUACAGUAUAUAUAUGCUUAUGCUUGCUAAGUUAAUGUAUAUUCUUGCUUUUUGGUUCUGCAACCUCACAGCUCUUCUCAUGCAUGGAAAAGGUUAAUCCUUUCAAGCAAAGUAUAAAGUUCCGGUGGUGAUCAUGAUGAAAUUAUAAAGUCUAUAUCUGAUGCCCCACCAACGCAUUACAUGGUCAAGAUAGAGUCUUUCUCACUCCUUACAAAGCAUGCUAUAGAGAGAUAUGAAACUGAGAGCUUUGAAGCUGGAGGCUACAAAUGGAAACUUGUUCUGUACCCAAAUGGAAAUAAGAGCAAGAACACGAAAGAUCAUGUUUCUGUUUACUUGGCUCUUGCAGACUCUAGUUCAUUAAGUCCAGGGUGGGAGGUUUGCGCUGUUUUCCGUCUGUAUCUGCUGGAUCAAAACACCGAUAGUUAUUUGAUCCUUCAAGGAAAGGAGAGACGGUUUCAUGCUGUCAAGCGUGAAUGGGGAUUCGAUAAAUUCAUCCCUACCGGUACCUUCUCUGAUGCUUCAAACGGUUACCUCAUAGAAGACACAUGUAUGUUUGGAGCUGAUGUGUUUGUUUCCAAAGAGAGAAGAAGUGGGAGAGGAGAAUGUUUUUCAAUGAUUAAAGAUGCUACUAGCACUAAGCACGUCUGGAAGAUUGAGAAUUUCUCCAAGUUAGACAAAGAAAGCUAUGACUCAAAUGCUUUCUUCGCUGGCGAUAGAAAAUGGAAGAUAAGGUUUUAUCCAACGGGAACAAAGCAAGGAACAGGAACCCAUCUUUCUAUCUAUCUGAUCCUCGUAGAUCCUGAAACCAUUUCAGACGGUACAAAGAUGUUUGCAGAGUUUACAAUACGAAUAUUUGAUCAGUUACAAGGCAGGCACAUUGCUGGGAAAGUUACUAAAUGGUUUAGCCGAUCAAGCUCGGAGAACGGAUGGGUUAAAUAUGUAUCAAUGGUUUAUUUCACGCAACCAAACAGUGGACUGUUGCUCAAAGAUGUCUGUCUCGUUGAAGCUGAUGUAUGCAUUCUUGGAAUCACCAGUGCACUCUAAUCUCGUCAUGUUUGAUCUCAAAAGGUCACAUUUGUGAAUUCUAUAUUAGUUGGACUUUUUAUAUCUAUGUUUGUACUUUACGCCCUGGAAACCCUGAUGAACAAAUCUCUUCGUAGUCGAUUUAAUCAUCUACUAUUAAAUUAUUUGGAUUCCAUCUUCA
Messenger RNA from Camelina sativa (false flax), 1406 nucleotides. The record is from RefSeq and is a predicted model, not a curated record. NCBI's taxonomy places the organism in Eukaryota, Viridiplantae, Streptophyta, Magnoliopsida, Brassicales, Brassicaceae.